AUGGAUCCAUCCUCCUCCCCGGCCGCGGCCGUUUCUUUUCCAUUCACUUCAGUUGCCGACAAUAGCGGAUUAAGCCAGGCCACGGCGAAUGCCAUCGAGACUCACUUGAUGGAACUCUCGGCGACUCGGAGCCCAGCCACGACUGACAGGCAAGGCACAGUACUCGCCAUCGUAACUUUCCCCAAAGAUGACAGCUUGAGAAUGGCCUGCGACGGGAAACGGUGGUGCCAGGAUAUCCAGCUCCGCAUGAGCUACGACAAGCUCAUCAGUCUGGAAUCUAAGAAAAUCGACGACAUGUUCACACCUAGGGCGCAGGCCCGCUUCCGUCGACGGCACGGCUUCGAGCGCGAGUUGCCGCGCGGCAUCAAAUUCAUUCUGGAUUUCACUCCGCCAGCAGAAGGGGCCGAACUGGCCGAGCUCACCGCGGCACUGUGGCUGCCUCAGAUGGUCAAGAUCUGGUUUUUGGCUGGUCAAUAUUUCCCCAAUCCCAUUAUCGAGCAGGCCAUCGGGCAUCCUAGUCGCCCCCUAGCCGACAAGGCUGUGGGCGCGAUACUCACUCUCGGUCACGACGAUGUCUGCAAGAACCUCGCAUGCCUGACAGACUACACUGAGUGGCAAGGCAAGGACUGGAUUCCCGGCAUCGUCGACGAUCUGGGCCCCGGCCCGAGCCAUAUCCCCGCCUGGCGCAGGGUAGAAGACUACUGCCCGAUCCGGCACCGGGUCGCCAUCGUCCGGGUGCUCAGGGCCAUCAACGGCGAUGGCCUUCUCCUAAACUCGGCUGUGCGCCUGUGGACCGUUGCCCAGGUGGCCAUCGCUCUCGAGGUGCCACAGGUUGUCGUCGACCCCGUCACCCAGUGGCUUGUGGCUCCUCCAAACACCAAAUUCAUCGAGAUCUGCCCGGAGAUCGCUUUCCGGCUGGCUUACGCACUCAAGAUCCCGAGCGUCCUGACCACCGCUUUCAAGAUCCUCGUCAACGAACUUGCCGUCGACUACGCCUCGUCAGACCCGGUGACUUCCAAGCCUCCGAUGACCUGGGCCCAACGCCGCCGGGAUGAAUACGGCGACUACCCUUCCGAUCCGGUCGAGUAUGCCAGCCGCGCAUUUGCCGAACGCAUGGGCGAAACGCUCAAGAUGCUCCAGUCCGACGACGUAUUUAAUAACCUCCCAAGUCCCAUCUUAGAGUGGGAGAAGCUGCAAGCCUACGGCGCCACCAUCACUGCUAUGUUCGCGCCCAGCCACCCCCUCUUAACUGCUUACAGCAACCUGACUGCCGCCCUCCUCGCUACCUUCCAUGGAUGGGUCGACAACGCCCUCAACCUCGACACGCUCAAUACCUCGCACAGGCUCAGCGACGACCUCCUCGAGGCCCAGCGCAAACACUACGUCCCUAGCAUCAUCCGCAAGCCCCUCGUCGGCCUCUACUGGACCCUCAACCCCACGCAAAAGCUCCUUACCCCAUUCUUCUGGAACCAACUGAUUUGGAUCCAGCCCUACGAUCAGAUCAUCAAGACCCAUCACCAUGGCACGCCCCUCGUGGAUCACGCCGAGAAGUUCAACCUCGAACUGCAGCGCGCCCUGACCGAAGCGGUGGCGCCCACCAUCGCGUACCCCUACGAUCCCGCCACCAUGGACCCCAUCGAGCACCGGCGCGCCUUCAUCGACAGCACAUCAGACCUCAACGGCCCGGCAGCCACCAACCCCCUCGUGGCCACAGCGCUCGCCCAGACACCCGCGCGCCAGCUGAUCCCCGAACUGGUCGCCUUCAACCCAGCCCGCUUCUUCCACGAGCUCAGCCGCGAGACGCGGGCCCUCGGCGGCCGCCACCUGCCCAACCACUCGGUAUGGAUGCGCGACAACGAGUCCGCCACCAGCAUCCCGCUCUUCCUCUCGGACCACCACCUCCUCUCCCUCGACGACCGCGAGCUCGGCUACCUGCCCAUCUGGGCCGACGGCCUCGACGACGGCACCGGCGGCGUCUUCCAGGACCACGUCCCCUCCACCGACAUGGGUCCCUCCGAGCCCGGCCCAGCCUACCACACCGGUCACACCACCGCCGGCACCGCCACCGUCGGCACCACCACCGACGCCGCCCCCGCCUCCACCAUCGCCCCCUCCGACCUCGGCGUCGCCAACCUCGCCCUCAGCAGCCACCACACCAACACCAACACCACCACCACCAACCGCACCGACGAUUGGGUCAUGAGCAGCAGCACUCCCACCGCAGGCCGCAGCCUGGCCGCCCACCGCAGCGGCACCGCCACCAGCGGCACCAUGGAAGGGGAGCGGAGCACCCGUGGCGCGACGCCGACCCCGUCGGAGGCGUUCACCAUGGGGGGGGAGGACGAGGAUGGGUUAUAUGCGGACGCGAGGUAUGCGCAACCGGCGGGGCAUCAGGGGCAGGGGCUGGCGAUUGAGAGGUAUGUGGAUGAGGUUGAUGGGGAGGGGGAGGGGGAGGGGGGUGGGGGUGGUGGGGAUGGGUUUGAGUGGGAUUCGGAUGGGAUGGAGUUGGAUUUAGAUGAGGGGAGUGAGGAUGAGGAUGGGGAUGAGGAUGAUGGGAGUUCGACGUUGGAUGGGUUUGAGGAUGUGGAUGUGGAUGGGGAUGGGGAUGGGGAUGUCGAGGUGGAGGAUGCGCGGUGA
Chaetomium globosum CBS 148.51 is the source of this 2637-nucleotide messenger RNA. RefSeq lists its product as uncharacterized. Bases 1 to 2637 code for a protein of 878 amino acids. Lineage: Eukaryota; Fungi; Ascomycota; Sordariomycetes; Sordariales; Chaetomiaceae. The transcript has 2 exons. The record is from RefSeq and is a predicted model, not a curated record.